AAUAAAUGGUUGUCCGCCAACUAUGCCCACAUCCCUUGAGAGAACAUUUAAAAACUACUCACCAUAAGCCUAGUAUGCCAAAUAUGUCAGUAAGGAUCCUGUCCAUUGUAAAGCAACUAUUCUACAUUUGGACAUUGAAGGCCCACCCAGAGUAGAUUUGGGCUCUUACUAACUUUAUGAAGGCUUCCAAGCUGUGUCCAACAUGGAGGAGUACCGUGUCAUCAGCUGCAGAAAGGCAAUAGUUGUAAUCAGCGAGAGGCUCCCAUGACCAUUUGUUGUCAUGACACUGGGCUACAGUCAGCCCAAUCAAUAAGCCAGCACUUGUCACCCAUCCCUAAUCAUUCAGAGGGAAGUUAAAAUUUAACCACAAUGCUGUGGGCCUGGAGUCACACAUAGGCCAGACCAGAUAAGAAUGAAAGAUUUCCUUCCCUAAGUGAUGUUGGUGAAUUACUCGGGUUUUUACUACAACUGAUAUGGGUUACAUAAUCACCAACAAACUAGCCAUCUAUUCUAAAUUGUCAGUGAAUUCAAUUCAUAUUUCCCAUCUACCAUGCUGGAGUUUAAGCCCAUGUGCCCUGGAGUUCAGGAUUACUAGUCCAAUGACAUUACCAGGACACCAUCACCUCUCCUGGGUGUACCCUCCCAAUGGAAUAGGACAUAAGCCAAGAUGGUGGCUGAGGUAUCAGGGAUACCGUGUAUGAAUGACAGUGUCAGGUUGCUUACUUUUCCUACAGUUUUGGGAUGUGUACCCAGAUAUUAGUGAGGAGGACUUUGAGGGUUGACUGGCUGGGUGUGCCAUUAUCGUUUUCUACUGUUGAUGUUCAUGCUGGAUCCUGCAUUUAGCUUUAUCCUUAUUUAAUUUUUCUGUUUUUGGUUUGAAACAAUCGGGUGACUUCCUAGGCUAUUUCAUAGGCACUUGUGUGUAAAUGAUAUUACUGUGAGUCUUGAGUUAUAUCUAGGUCAACUGGAUAAGGAUAAUAGAUUUAAAUUCCAGCUGACAUUAGUGAUCUAGAGUUUUUUGUUUAAAUAGUCCAAGUCAGGUUUGUAAGUAACUUGGAGGGCACCUUAGAUGGGAGAUAGCCUUUUCUUAAAUUUACUAAUAUUUUUAAAUUGCUCCAGUCGGUGUGGUAAAGAAUAAACUUUUGUCCCCAAAGCAUUAAUCCAAGCAUCUGGAUCAUUAGCCCAAUUACAUUGCUGUUGUGUUAUCAUUCUGUUUAGUGGCCAUUGCGGAGGCAGAUUCAGACUGCAAGGGCCUUUGGCCAGUAAAGAAGACUCCCAAAACACAUGGAGACAUUGGGAUGGAGAAGAAACCCUUCCAUAGGCCCAGUCACCGGUAGCUGUGCAGGAUGUCAUUGUGAGCCUCCACAGGGUUGCCUUUCCAGUUGUGGGAUUUAACCAGAAAACCCCAGUGAUCUACAUAAUUGGCUGACGUUUAUUUGAAGCUUGCUGUCCCUGAGUAUUGCUGGAUGAAGUGAUUUCUGGAGUCAAUAUGGAUUCUGAUGUGCUGACGCUUUGUAUUUGCUGUGGACAGCCGCACCUUCCUCAGGAAAAUCAUUCAUAUGAUUACCAGGAUGAAAUCGACGAUGAUCUCAUAUGUCACAUCUGCCUCCAACCUUUGGUGCAACCACAGGAUACACCAUGUGGUCACACUUAUUGUACGUUAUGCCUUACUAAUUUCCUAUUGGCCAAAGACUUCUGUCCCAUGGAUAGGAAGCCCUUGUGUAUGAAGGUGUGCAAGAAAUCAAGCUUCCUAGUGCAGAAGCUGCUGGAUAAAUUAAUGGUUGCCUGUCCAUUUAAAGAACACUGCACUGAAGUAAUGCAGCGCUGCGAAGUAGAACUUCAUCUUCGUCGCAAGUGCAAAGGGGCAAUCCAAUGUGGCCUUUUAGGAGAACGCAAGAGACAUUCACGAGAAGAUUCUUCGACAAGUGACACAGGUUUUGACUGUGGGGCUAUGGUGGAUGACAAUGAGAUGGCCACACCGGUACUGUCUCCACAACUGUCAGCAACUGCAGCUGUGGACCUGCAGACGAAUGACCCAGUUCCGAUGAAUCCAGAAUGUGUUGCAAAUGCAGAGGACAGCCAGACAGAAAGCAAUUGCAGUGCCCACAGCAAGAAUAGUGUCAAGAAACACCAACCUUUAGAACGCACUCCUUUGAGAAGCAGAUCCUUUAAAAAGCUGCAUCGUGCUUUCAGCUAUCUCCGUAAAGCCAAUGUUCCGAAUCCAGUUGACAGUGAUACUGGAGAGGAUAUGCAGACUGCUGCACUUCCUGAAGAAGUGUUCCCCAGACGACAUCAUUUAAUUCCAGAUGGUGAAGUUACAAGCAUCAAGAUUAAUCUUUCUAAUGCAAAUGAAAGCCUUGGCAUUGCUAUUGUGGGAGGAUGUGAAACUCCUUUGGAGAAUAUUGUCAUACAAGACAUUUAUCGAGAUGGUGCCAUUGCUAAAGAUGGCAGACUUUUACCAGGGGACAUGAUUCUAGAGGUAAAUGGUACUGACCUAAGCAGUGUACCUCACAGCUAUGCUCUGGCAAUAUUGAAACAGCCCUGCCAUAUCCUGAUACUGAGUGUGCUCCGGGAACAGCUCUUUAAAUGCAGACGCGUUGUUGAUCGUAUCUGCUCCCGAGAUGAUAGCUUCCACGUUAUUCUCCACAAGAGUGCAAAUCAGCCUCUGGGAAUAAAGCUGGCCCGUAGGCCUGAUGAAGCUGGGGUUUUUAUUUAUAGAUUACUUGAUGGAGGCCUGGCAGCCCAAGAUGGCCAGCUCCAAGUGAAUGACAGAAUACUGGCUGUCAAUGGACAUGAUCUCCGGCGUGUGUCUCCUGAAAUUGCAGCACAUUAUAUACAGGUGAGUGACGAUCGAGUACAUUUUGUUGUGUCGCGAAAGACCAGGGAACAGACCCCUGAUAUCUUGCAAGAAAGUGCUUGGAAUGGCAGCAUUCAAAUCAGCCCUGCAGUACGAAACAUGCACAACAAGAACUUUGGUCAUGUCUUCACGUGCCACGAAAAGAUCAUCAGUGUUAGCAAAGGAGCUCAUGACACCUUGGGGAUGACAGUUUCAGGAGGCCUGUUAAGCAAAGGCUGGGACCUCCCGAUCUAUGUUACAAACGUACAUCCUGACAGCUGCCUGGGGAAUGAUGGCAGAAUAAAGAAGGGUGACAUUUUGUUGGAUAUAAACGGCAUUGAACUAACUGGCUUGACACAAAGUGAAGCAGUAUCCAUCAUAAAGAAUAGUGCUGCCUCCUCUUCAGUUGUUUUUAAAGCUUUAGAACUGAGGCUGGCAGAAAAAGACAAUGUCCAUAGCCAAAUGCCUUUCAAUACCAAUCAAGACACAUUGUCUGAAGAUGACUGGUCACCAUCAUGGAACAUGUGGCUUGGAUUGCCUCGGUACCUUUUUUGGUGCAAAGACAUUGGACUGAGAAGAAAUACAUCUGGAAGUCUGGGAUUGAGCAUUGUCGGUGGAUAUGAGGAAAACAAUGGGAGUCAACCAUUCUUCAUAAAAUCCAUUGUUGAUGGAAUGCCAGCUUACAAUGAUGGAAGACUGAGGUGCGGAGAUAUGAUUUUGGCCGUCAAUGGAAAGAGUACGUCAGGAAUUAGUCAUCCAUGUCUGGUGAAGAUGCUGAAGGAAGCAAGAGGAAAGGUUACGCUCACUGUGGUGUCCUGGCCUGGUAGCCACCUAUAGAUUAGUUACAUCAACUUGUCAUGAAAAGAACCACAAAGGCUACUAAUUCAGCGUAGACGCAAUAAACAUUGAAAUGGCUUUAUAUAUUUCUGACAAGUUGUAAAGCUUACUAGCAUCUUCAGGAGUUCCUUUGCUUUUUAAAUUAAUAUUUUCAGAUAAAAACUCUUAGUUUAAGCACUCAGACUGGAUAUUUAAAAAUGAUUAAGGAAUUCAAAUUAGUCAAUGCAUCUUAUUCAUGCAAUUCUAAUCCAGUUGCAGAGGGAUUAAAAUGUUCACAAGUUUAUUGUAAUUUUAAACACAAGUUUUGCUGGUGAAUGCAUUUUCUUAAACUGAUGCUUCAAAUGUUGUGGCAAACUUUCAGUAAAAUCAG
This is a messenger RNA of Stegostoma tigrinum, 4043 nucleotides long. RefSeq names its product ligand of numb-protein X 1 (gene lnx1). Gene Ontology annotation, molecular function: metal ion binding; protein binding; ubiquitin-protein transferase activity. The transcript is spliced from 11 exons. Gene Ontology annotation, biological process: ubiquitin-dependent protein catabolic process. The record is from RefSeq and is a predicted model, not a curated record. Gene Ontology annotation, cellular component: cytoplasm. Lineage: Eukaryota; Metazoa; Chordata; Chondrichthyes; Orectolobiformes; Stegostomatidae. The coding region runs from base 1490 to 3673 and encodes 727 amino acids.